This is a messenger RNA of Papaver somniferum (opium poppy), 1317 nucleotides long. Its product is annotated as E3 ubiquitin-protein ligase RGLG1-like. The transcript is spliced from 10 exons. The record is from RefSeq and is a predicted model, not a curated record. Bases 305 to 1246 code for a protein of 313 amino acids. Lineage: Eukaryota; Viridiplantae; Streptophyta; Magnoliopsida; Ranunculales; Papaveraceae.
AAUAGUACUCCGCAAUAGACGAAAACAAAUCAAACUGUGAGAAAACAGAUAAAGAACAAACGAAACAUUUCAAUUUUAAGAUUUCCGGCCCCUUCUAUGUAUAUAAACAUGUAUAUCUUCAAACACUGCAGACCUCAAGUUUCAUUCACAUAAAACGCUUCAACUGUUGAACCCCAGCAUUCUUUUGUCAACUGACUUGGUUAUUUUGGAUGUGGGUUUUUGAGUAAUACUGAUUUCAAUUUCCGCUUCCUAAGUUCUUCAGCUAGUUCUCUGCUCUGAUUUUUCCUGUUUUUUAUUCAUACGUAUGAGGGGGAACAACUGUAAGUUGGGUUGUGGAGGUUCUAGUGCUGUGUCUGAUUCUAUCUGUAAGUUGGACAAGAAGUUUUCAUGGAUAAAGAAAGAUUACAAAACCUUGGAUGAGGUUUCUGAAGCUUUGAGAGCCAAGGGUCUCAAGUCUGGUAAUCCUAUUCUUGGAUUUUGUUUCACUCAAAGCAAGUGGACAACCGAAAAGAGCUUGCAUUACAUAGGAAACGACCCAAACGAUUAUGAAAAAGUGGUAUCUAUAAUAGGAAAGACCCUUGCUGCUAUUUGUGGGGAUAACUAUAUUCACUGCUUUGGAUUUGGAGAUGCAAACACACUUGAUACGCACGUCUUUAGCUUCUACGAAGAUAAGAAACCCUGUCAUGGGUUUGAGGAAGUCGUAGAACGAUACAGACAGAUAGCAUGUCAAAUGCGACUGGCAGAUUUUAAAUCAUUUGUACGAAUUGUUGAAAUGGCUACUAGUAUUGCAAGUAAAAAAUGUGACCAGCAUCAUAUUUUGGUCAUGAUUGCUGAUGGACCGGUAACAAGAAGUUCUGAUACGGAGCACCGCAAGCUAAGUGAUGAGGAGCAAGAAACUGUAACUGCAAUUUCAAAUGCAAGCAAGUACCCCUUGUCAAUAAUUUUAGUCAGAGUCGGGGAAAAGAAUGCAAACAUGAUGAAAGGAUUAGAAUCAAAGAUCCCUCACUGUACUACCUUUGACAACUUUCAGUAUGUGAACUACACAGAUAUAAUGUCUCCUGUGCCAGAGUGUAGAAGGGAAAUCGAGUUUACUCUUGAGGCUACAAAAAAACUCCCUAACCAGGUUAUAGCGAUCGAGAAACUAAUUGCUUCAACGAGCUUUACAAACAAUAAAGAAAUAGAAAUGGAUUGGGAUUCUACUGCUCCGCCUAUACCAGUUAGCGGGACACCUAACCAGUCUUUGUGAACCAUCUCCAAAAAAGCAGUGACUGCCGCCAAGACCCUGAGUUGUGCACACCAGAAAGACUCAACUAGGCC